AUGAGCAGCAGCAGAGCUGGUAGGAACCUGGAUCAGAAAGUGGCCAUAGUCGCUGGGUCCACAAAAGGGAUUGGCCUGGCCGUGGCCCGGCGUCUGGCUAGGGAUGGGGCCCACGUGGUGAUCAGCAGCCGGAAGCAGCAGAACGUGGACAGUGCUGUCGCCAUGCUGCACGGGGAGGGACUGAGCGUGACGGGAACCGUGUGCCACGUGGGGAAGGCCGAGGACCGCGAGCAGCUGGUGGCCAAGGCUCUGGAGCACUAUGGGGGUGUGGACUUCCUGGUGUGUGUGGCAGGGGUCAACCCUCUGGUUGGGAGCACCCUGGGUGCCAGUGAAGAGGUGUGGGACAAGAUCCUGGACGUGAACGUGAAGGCCCCGGCCCUGCUGCUGAGCCGGCUGCUGCCCCACAUGGAGAACAGGGGGGGCGGCUCGGUGGUCCUGGUCUCCUCCGUAGUAGGGUACCUGCCCAUUCCAAAGCUGGGAGUCUACAACACCAGCAAAACAGCCCUGUUGGGCCUUACCAAGUCUCUGGCCAUGGAGCUGGCUCCUAAAAACAUCCGGGUCAACAGUCUGGUGCCAGGAAUAAUCAAGACAGACUUUCUUCAAAUGGUGAGGGUCAUCGAAGCUGCUUAUUCUCCCUUGCUGCGCCCUCACCUCCUCUCUCUUCCCUUCAGGUAUGGGGAGCCCGAGGACUGUGCGGGCCUCGUGUCCUUCCUGUGCUCCUCUGAUGCCAGUUACAUCACCGGGGAGAACAUUGUGGUGGCUGGCUACUCCCCUAAGCUGUGA
Sorex araneus (European shrew) is the source of this 783-nucleotide messenger RNA. Its product is annotated as dehydrogenase/reductase SDR family member 2, mitochondrial-like. Gene Ontology annotation, molecular function: carbonyl reductase (NADPH) activity. The record is from RefSeq and is a predicted model, not a curated record. NCBI's taxonomy places the organism in Eukaryota, Metazoa, Chordata, Mammalia, Eulipotyphla, Soricidae. The transcript is spliced from 7 exons. The coding region runs from base 1 to 783 and encodes 260 amino acids.